Desarmillaria tabescens is the source of this 970-nucleotide messenger RNA. RefSeq names its product FMN-linked oxidoreductase. Gene Ontology annotation, molecular function: oxidoreductase activity; FMN binding. The record is from RefSeq and is a predicted model, not a curated record. The transcript is spliced from 3 exons. NCBI's taxonomy places the organism in Eukaryota, Fungi, Basidiomycota, Agaricomycetes, Agaricales, Physalacriaceae. The annotation marks the transcript as partial.
GGUUUCUGCUCCCUUGAAACAAUGUCUUCGAAGCUCUUCCAGCCCGUUAACGUAGGCAACCUCGCGUUGAAGCACCGCGUAGUGCUAGCCCCUCUAACGCGUCUUAGGACAACACCGUCCGGCGUACCACACACGAAAAUCGUGAAGGAGUAUUAUACCCAGCGCUCGCAUGCGCCAGGUACGCUGCUCAUCAGCGAGGGUACUUUCAUUGCUCCAAAGGCUGCUGGGAUCCCGCAUCUCCCUGGCAUAUGGAGUCAGGAGAUGAUCGCUGCAUGGAAACAGGCUCGUACUUCUCACAUUCACGAGUAUACCCAGUUAUUCGUCCAGGCUUCUCUGAAUGCUAUCGAAGCGGGGUUUGACGGUGUGGAGAUCCACGGUGCCAAUGGGUACCUCCUGGACCAGUUCACUCAGGACGUCUCAAACCAUCGGACGGAUGAGUAUGGGGGGAGCAUUGAAAAUAGGACCAGGUUCCCAUUGGAAGUUGUUGAUGCCGUUGUCAAGGCUAUCGGAGAGGAGAGGACAGGGUAUCGCGUCAGCCCGUGGAAUACAUACCAAGGUGCUGCACUCACCUUUCUCUCCGCCUUUCUCUCCAAACUGACUAGAUACCACGGUCUAGAUAUGACAAUGGCCGACCCGAAACCGACAUUUUCGUACCUCACUAAUGAGAUUAAGCGAAGAUACCCCAACUUCGCGUACCUGCAUGCUGUGGAGCCUCGAGUUGUUGGAACAACGUUCCGGGACGAACACGAAAUCAAACCGCAGGAGGAAAAUGAUUUCCUUCGUAAAAUAUGGGCCCCAAAACCGUUCAUUUCCGCUGGCCACAGCAGGGAGACAGCCAUUGAGGCGGCAGAUCAGAAAGGCGACUUGGUGGCCUUUGGAAGACAGUUCAUUUCCAACGUAAGCUGCUACCUCCUGUUGGUUUCCAGAAUAUCUAAGACUCGAGAGCUAGGAUGGGAGCUGAUACGACCAC